GUUUAGUUGUAACGAGUGGAGUAGGCAGCGAGCUACGUGCAUAAGCCCCUUUAGAGAUAGGGGCGAGCAGCAAGCAGCCCCUUGUAUAGGGUUCCAAACCUAUCUUACUAAUAAUAAUAAUAAGAAAGGGGCAAGCCAAAACCUACUCCUAACAAGUUGCUGGCUUUUCAGCCGUUGCGCGCUAGCGCGCUAGCGUUUUCCCUUACUAGUAAAGGGGCUGCUAGUUGUAGCACGCAGUGUACUAGUGAAUAGGAAAAGCGGAUUGAGAUUCUUAAUGACAGAUAGAGGUUGAGGAUAGAACAUGUUCGGUGCCUCGCCCUUGUCUCCUUCGCCGGAGACUGAAAAUUAUGGGAAUCCUAUCGAUAAAGAAGAGGCAUAGGCAUCGCCUCUCGAUCCAAUCCUCCCCAACACACUCUUGAUACGAAAUAAACCUCCUGCCAUAGAGAAGAGAUCUAAAGUCUGGGUCCCCUCGAUCACCCUUCCCUUGAACCUGAACUGGUCGAGAGAGAUGAACCCGCACCACAUUUGAUAACCUUCGAACCGAAACCCCCAACUAGAGAUGGAAUUCCAGAACCUAAACAACUCAGUUGAGAGCUCCGUGACCGGUUCAAGGGAAGGUCCACCAAUAAUUGAUAGGCCAUUCCCCCCCUAUCCGUCUCUUGAUUCCUCAUUCCACUAAUCCGUUGUUACUAAUUCAUUCAAGGCAUAGACUCCCCACUUCUUUGUCUUAUUAGCGCAGGUGUUCGUCAACGAUGAAAGCCGCUGAACUUAAGACUCGAGUUGAGAAAGAGGGCUAGGCCCAGGGGAGGAGGGCUUUCAGGGACUGGGGAAGACGGGUGAUUUAUAGAGCUAGGGGCGGAUCGAAGGUUUGUCCAUUGGGAUUGGGCAUGGACGAGCCUCGACUGGGCCAGCAUUGAUGAAAAAAUGACAAAAACUUCUCCCAUCGCAUCAUUCACCGGUGUAGGAUUCAAGAUCAGGUCCAGGAUUCGAGUCAAAUCGACCGGAGGCAAGGAAUUCAAAAAAAUGUUCGUUGUUCAAUAUCUCGGCUGCUCAAGAAGUUGGACUAGCAGCUCCUCCGCCCCAGAGUGGAUUCUAGGGGAAGGGCAGAGCCUCACCUUGCAGUAGGAAGGUGUUCGUUGCUGGGACGGGUUCAAACUGGACUGAAGGGAGGAGGAAUUCCAUACUCCGAUCUUACUGGAGAUUCAUCACUGGCUAGGGCUUUCGAAUCAAAGUAUGGACAUCUGCAACUAAGAGGGAGCAGUAGAUCGUCGAUUGAAGAGCCAGGUCAGAAAACUUUUAUUGAUUAUUUAUUCGACUAGAGGAACUCCUAGUAGCAAACUUGUAUGAAGGGGCCCCCACGGGGACGCAGCCGCCAGCUGGAUCGACCAAUAAAUGAUAGGCCAGAGGGAUGGGCUCAUUCGACUAAUCAGAGAUCCCUGGCCCUACCUAACACAGAGAUGUCCCUGAAAUAGGGGAUUGGUUGAUCGGAAAGCUCAGGCAGGAGUAGGACAUUCCAUAAAAAUCUUUCUGAUCCGCGCCCUCUCAAAUCCCAUUUUUUCAUCGACAGGUAGGAUGAAUUCUAAGGUUUCUUAUUCCGGGUAAAGCGGAAGAAGAGGGAGAAUGUGCACCGCCCCACCAGCAGCCCGCGUUUUCGACCCGAAAGGAAUGGAAAAUG
Messenger RNA from Rubroshorea leprosula, 1675 nucleotides. The record is from the annotation of a GenBank genome assembly. Lineage: Eukaryota; Viridiplantae; Streptophyta; Magnoliopsida; Malvales; Dipterocarpaceae.